AGGAAGGAGAAACGGAAACCGGCCUGUUUUGCUCUCCAUUCUUCCCGAAGGAUUAGCAGGCAAGUUUUCUCAUCAUCGCCCCCAUCCUCCGAAUCUGACACCGGUCAAAUUGGUCCGUAAUAAUGUCAACUCUAUAUAGUGGGGAGUUCGGAAGACAAAACAGAGGAAAAGGACGCCAUGGAUUGACUCAGCAGAAGAAGAAGCAGGAGAUUCAGGAAGCAUUCGAAUUAUUUGACACUGACGGCUCAGGCACUAUCGAUGCCAAGGAGCUAAAUGUUGCCAUGAGGGCCCUUGGCUUUGAGAUGACAGAUGAGCAAAUUAAUCAAAUGAUAGCAGAUGUGGAUAAGGAUGGCAGUGGAUCAAUUGAUUAUAAAGAAUUUGAGCAUAUGAUGACUGCCAAAAUAGGAGAAAGGGACACAAGGGACGAGCUCUUGAAAGCUUUUCAGAUUAUUGAUGGGGAUAAAAAUGGAAAGAUAUCUGCAGCAGACAUCAAACGCAUUGCAGCAGAACUAGGCGAAAGUUUUUCUGACAGAGAUAUCCAGGAGAUGAUUGAUGAAGCUGACCGAGAUCGUGAUGGAGAAGUUAACGCAGAUGAGUUCAUCAAGAUGAUGAGGAAAACUAGCUACGGUUACUAGUUACAUCUAUGUGGAAUGUUCUUUUACUUAGGUUUUGCUGUUGUAUUGAUGAUUUUUUAGUUGUAUGUGGAGGAAAACUAGCUACGGCUGUGACUUGAAUACUUGAUUUUCUGUAUGUGACUGCUCUGUAUUUGUAUCUAUUGUGAAUCCGAGAUAGUUUUUUCUGCUGUUACUAUGAUAUAUUUCGGAGAAAUUUGAACGAAUUAAACUCAAGUUCAGUG
Neltuma alba is the source of this 856-nucleotide messenger RNA. RefSeq names its product caltractin. The transcript has 7 exons. Gene Ontology annotation, cellular component: myosin II complex. The coding region runs from base 123 to 635 and encodes 170 amino acids. The record is from RefSeq and is a predicted model, not a curated record. Gene Ontology annotation, molecular function: calcium ion binding. Lineage: Eukaryota; Viridiplantae; Streptophyta; Magnoliopsida; Fabales; Fabaceae.